This is a messenger RNA of Schistocerca gregaria, 598 nucleotides long. Its product is annotated as protein tfg-1-like. Lineage: Eukaryota; Metazoa; Arthropoda; Insecta; Orthoptera; Acrididae. The record is from RefSeq and is a predicted model, not a curated record. The transcript is spliced from 3 exons. Bases 47 to 520 code for a protein of 157 amino acids.
AAACACGCACAAACCACGACAAGCGUUGCACUUGUGCUGCCUAAGAAUGGAGAGCCUCAGAAUUUCGCCCUUCCUUCACUUUGCUGUGUUACUGCUGAUCGUAGCUGUUACACCAAGAAUGGCCACAGCGUUCCAUGCGGCGAUGAACGAGCACGCAUCCAGGUCUAUCGGUGGGCAGGCAGGCUUGGGCCAGUUCGGCCUGCCUCCUCCUGUCCAGCAGUUCGGCCCCCCUCAGUUCGCUGCGAGCCCGUACGGAGGGCCUCCAGCGAGCGCCCAGUUCGGUCCGAUGCCCCAGCAGUUCGGUCCGAUGCCCCAGCAGUUCGCAGCGCCGCCCCAGCAGUUCGUACCACCACCGCCUCAGCAGUUCGCCGCUCCUUUCGCAAGCAUGUCUCCAGGCAGUACGCACUACCCUGCCUUGCCCGCUGGCUUCAUGGGCAAUGCUGGUGCCAACCAGCUCGCGGAUGCGCUGGGCCGCUCCGCUCACAGGAGUGCCGCUCAACAUGCUAAUCAACGCAAGUAGUGCGGAGCAGUUGUUCUGUGCUGACAGCGACACUGUGUGUACUAUGGCAAUAAUGAAAUAAAGGUUUGGAAACAAGAA